AUGGCUCAUUACCGUGCAUUAAAAAAUACCCUACUCCAAUUCCCGAACGUUUUUACAUGGGCAGGACAACCAAUCGGACGUAUCGGAAUGGUUCAGCACGAAAUUAUUACUGAUACCGCCCGACCACAGCGUCAACCAGCUCGUCGAAUACCCGUCCACUAUCAAACGGAACUUAACGACAUCAUUUUAGACCUUCUUUCCCAGGGUAUCAUAGAAUCCUCAAACUCUCCAUGGGCUGCUCCCCGGCUUGAUUCCGUUGUGAACCCUCCAAACGCCGUCGAAGCUAAGUCUGCGUGCGGGUCUCUCCACAAGGGUGAUAUGUGGAUGCAAAUGACUAAACGCAUGUCGCCCGUGCGAUUCGGCCAGCGUCAAUUUGAAAAGCCUAUUGCGUAA
Messenger RNA from Dibothriocephalus latus, 393 nucleotides. The record is from the annotation of a GenBank genome assembly. NCBI's taxonomy places the organism in Eukaryota, Metazoa, Platyhelminthes, Cestoda, Diphyllobothriidea, Diphyllobothriidae.